Molecule: messenger RNA, 3821 nt
Organism: Xenopus tropicalis (tropical clawed frog)
Lineage: Eukaryota; Metazoa; Chordata; Amphibia; Anura; Pipidae
Gene: insig1
Product: insulin induced gene 1
Exons: 6
Coding region: 255-1010 (251 amino acids)
Cellular component (GO): endoplasmic reticulum membrane
Source: RefSeq, a predicted model, not a curated record
AAGGGGGAGGAGCCGAGGUUUGGCCGUGUGGGCGGGGAGAUGCUGCCACAACAGUAUCACUACCUGAGCCAUUCCAACUCAUCUCGUCAGAUUCAAGGAGCUACGGGAGGCGGCAGGGGAGGAAAUCCUAAUACCGGGGUUAAAAGGUGGAAACUUUAUCCGCUCUCAUAGAUCCUGCGUUCCGCUUGGGAGUGAGCACAGCUUGGAUACCGGGAGAGCACAGCAUUGUGGCAGUUCCAUACAGCCGUAAACAAAUGCAAACACUAGAGGAGCACUGCUGGAGUUGCUCUUGCACCCGAGGAAGAGACAAGAAGGGUACAAGGCUCAGCACCUGGCUAGCCCAAAGAGCUGCAAAAGCCAUGUCCUCCUUAAACUCUCUCCUCAGCCUUGCCUACCACACCCUGGCCAGCAGCGAAGGUCGGAGCCUUAUCCGGAGAAGCCUCGUACUCUUUGCCGUUGGUGUGUUCCUUGCUUUGGUCCUAAAUUUACUUCAGAUCCAAAGGAAUGUGACUCUGUUUCCAGAGGAAGUCAUUGCUACCAUAUUUUCCUCUGCUUGGUGGGUCCCUCCAUGUUGUGGAACUGCAGCUGCUGUGGUAGGACUGCUGUAUCCCUGCAUUGACAGCCAUCUUGGAGAACCACAUAAAUUCAAGAGAGAAUGGGCCAGCGUGAUGAGAUGCAUAGCCGUUUUUGUCGGAAUCAACCACGCGAGUGCUAAACUUGAUUUUGCCAAUAACGUCCAACUGUCUCUAACACUAGCAGCCUUGUCUUUGGGACUGUGGUGGACCUUUGAUCGUUCCAGAAGUGGUCUGGGCCUUGGCAUUACAAUUGCCUUCCUUGCCACACUAAUAACACAGUUUCUUGUCUACAAUGGCGUAUACCAGUACACCUCCCCAGACUUCCUGUACAUUAGAUCAUGGCUGCCUUGUAUCUUUUUCUCGGGAGGAGUGACUGUCGGGAACAUAGGAAGGCAAUUAGCAAUGGGUUCUUCGGAAAAGACGCACAGCGACUGAACGGAUGUAUGCACCAUGGAACAGGGAGAAUGCUGGGAAACCUCAUUACAACCUGCAACCUUCACUACAGCAACAAAGCUGAGAACUGUUGCUUUGUUUCCACUUACUACAUCUUAUGGUGUGCGGGGCAGGUUACCACAUCACAUCUUCGGUUUACGGCGGAGAAAAGCCGGACACAUCGCUUCCAUUAUUGGGGUUUCUGGUCUCCCUGCAGGAUGGUAGGAUUUGAGAAGGUUCUGUGCAGACUUAGCAUAGGCGACCAGCGGCUUCACUAUACAGUAUUAUAUUUGGAAUUGGAAGAGACUCGGAGAAGCUUCGAGGUGUUUGUGUCCUGUGAAGACUUACAGAUAUGGGUGGAUGGUGCUGAUAAAGGAAGAGUGAAUUUGAGUUUAAAUAGGAGCAUGUUAUUUAUCCUAAAUGUAAAAUAAGGCUGAAGGUAAAAAGGCAAUAUUAGGUAUUCACUAAAAUCACCCCUUGUUACAUAUAGCAAAGAACUCCAACAGCAGUAGCCACGCUAACGCUACUCAUGGCUGCUCAGUAGCCCAGACGGGAAAUGCUUAGACGCCAGUCACAUAAAAGAUGAGGGUUUUAGAUCAGCUGCUCUAUGGGAGUAGGUGUAAAGCGGAAGUGUUUGUUUCCACCGGCUACUAUUCAUCUUACAUUCUGAUGUCCACACUACUACUUGGUUGCUAGGGUGAAUACCUUCUAGCAACCAGACAUCAGUUAUGUAAAUGAUUUAAAAAAAAAAAUGAAGACUAAUUACAACUAGGCUUAGAAUACCACAUUCGCAAUCAUGAGCAGCACGGCUACUUAAGGCGAAGUACACCCUGCCAUAGCUUACUGUAUGAACUGAAUAUUUCUUUUGUUCGGUGGCAUUCUCUGAUAGCAACAGCCACACACACCGCUGCUGGCCCUACAUUGUGCAGUUGCUGUUAUUAUUUGCAGUAUGGCAUGUAUCAUGCUGUUAUUAUCUGUAAUAUGGCAGUCGCGCAGGAAGCCACGCCCAUGAUCUUUCACUUAUGGCCUCUCUGUUCGUUUCUGCAACAGGGAAUUGCUGCCUUUUUACCAGACAGCCUUUUUAAUAUUUGCAGUCUGUGAUUGCCUUGUAAAAAAACAAAAAAAAGGAGAAAAAAGUGCAUUUGUCACUUCAUUAUAUACAUUUUAUUAUUUUGAAUAUUUUGUUAUACGAGUGAGCACAAAGUAUUCAUAUUGAUCCUAUAAUUACAUUGUAUAGAUCAAAUCUGACCUGAGCUGUAAUACAAUGGUGCAAUGUGUUAAAUAUAUCCCCUAGUGUUCUCUAUACCAUGCAGAAACUGUAUUUUUAUUUACUGGACUGGAAGGCACGGGGGUUGUAUUCUCCACUAACACUGGCAUAACAUGGGCACGUUGUGUAAACAGACCUUGUCGUAAGCGCAGAAUUCUCUAAAAAGUGAUCACUGAUCUCCCACUGCUUCUACCCCAGCAUCAAGCUGGACAGCCCCACCAUUUUGGGAUAAAGGAUAACAGAGCCAGGGUUAUAUGCGAACACUGGUCUCAAUAUGCCAAAUAGAUAUAAACUAUAUAUUUGUAUUGACAGUUUAUAUAUACACAUAUAUAUAUUAUAUUAUUUUUAAGCUCAAGUGUCUCCUAGUCUUAAAAAUCCAGUAGCAUUUGGUGGAGAAUGCGCCUCGGAGUGCUGUCAAGUCCCAGGCAAAGCUGAAAAGCAGCAAUAAUUUCAUUACUUGCGACAUGAUUGUUUCAGGUAGCAUUUAUAUCCAGAAAAACUCCAUGUUUGUGUGUGUUUAAAUUGUUCUUUAUGUUUAAUUUGUGGGGUUGCCUUACCUGUUUUAUGUUAUGCAAGAUGGCUUCUCUUUGGGUUUCAAUUUUUGCUGCAAGAUGGAUACAAAUACAUUUUUUAAAUAAAAGGUGCAAUUACCUGUAGACAACAUUAGCCAAACAGAAAGGGCGUUGGGUUAACCCUUUCCCUGCCAGUGACUUAGGUAGAAGUUAUCGGCAGGGGAAGUGACUUACUACCUACGUUUGCUGUGGGAAGAACAAGUUGCCUUGGAAACCCAUCUUCCGUAAAGUGCAACUAAGCCUGCACGAUUGCGGCAAGAAAAGGGUUAAAUUAUAAUCUGACUGCUAUUGUAUAUUUAACAUUUUCAGGAAUACAGAUAAGGAGGAGUUUCCUACACAGAACCCCCUUCUCUCCGAAGGGGGUUCUGCGUAGGAAACUCCUCCUUAUCUGUACUCCUGAAAAAUGUUUAAACCACGUUUGUUCUGAAAAUGAAAAGAACAUACAAUGUAAAUAUUUCAUAAUAAUAGCAAUUAUUUAAGGUAGAAAAGGGGAAUAUUCUACAUACAGCCGUGUCCAUCCAGUGUUUGCCCCAGGAAUUGAUCACAAAGUAUUACAUCUCUAUCAAACUUGAUUCUUACUUCAGAUCAACUCAUAGGCUUCAAAUCAUUCUAUUUAUUCCGCUAAAAGUACGGACAGUAUCUCGCGCUAGGCAGGGGGGGAGGGGCUUCGUGAUUUCUGUGUUAGGCACCGGUCUUUUUAUUUUUUUUUCGCUUUUCGGGAUUUCUCGCAUCCAAAAACAAAGCCAAAAAUAUUUCGUAAGGAAACGCGUUGCCAACACUCGUAGCAAGAUUGUGAGCCGAUUCACGUCGAAAAAAGUGUACAAAAAAAAAAUAUAAAAUAUUGCACUAUGCUGGAUUUCAACUUUAUUAUUGAUUCAGUUACCGGAUCAUUGUGUGUAGGAUUUCUUAUGUGUAUAGAUGUACAUUGCUUUCACCUGGUUUUGUUUUUUAAAAUAAAUUUUGUGUCUCAUUUCA